Styela clava is the source of this 832-nucleotide messenger RNA. RefSeq lists its product as uncharacterized. Lineage: Eukaryota; Metazoa; Chordata; Ascidiacea; Stolidobranchia; Styelidae. The record is from RefSeq and is a predicted model, not a curated record.
GAUAUUCUUAAUGAUCUGGGCCAAUCCAUGAGGGAAAUUAGAACCGAACUAUCAGAAAUUAAAGAAAGUCAGACAUUCCACACCAAAAUGUAUGAUGAUCUGGCAGAAAGAAAUAAAACUUUAGAAAAACAAACAAUUGAAAACAAAAAAACAAUUGAAAAUCUCUUGGAAAGAAUAUAUGAUCUUGAAGACGAUUUGUUCUAUGUCUCAGAAAAAGUAGAAGAUCAGGAGAGAAGGGGACGUCUGGAGAAUCUUGAGUUUCAUGGGAUUCCUGUAAAACAAAAUGAGGACACAGAUGAAAUUGUUUGUAACAUUGCGAAGAUGAUAGGUGUCGACAUCAAAGCCACUGAUAUUUCUGUGUCUCAUAGGAUGCCAACAACGGGGGAAGAAACAAGAUCUCCAGCUAUAAUCGCCAAAUUUGUACACCGGAAAAACAAAAUCAAAAUCUUUGAAAAACGAAAAUUCCUACGCUCAAUGACACCGAAUACCAUUUUCAGUAAUCCAUCAAAAAUUUUCAUUGCUGAAAAUCUGACAGCCCUCAAUAAGGACUUGUAUUUUAGAGCACGAGCUGCAAAAAACAACUGCGGCUAUAAGUUUAUUUGGACAUCAAAUGGGAGAGUAUUUGUGAAGAAAAAUGCUGAGAUCAAAAACUCUUUGAACAUUCGUUACGAAGAUGACCUUUCUAAAAUUCAAUAACUUAUAUAAAUAAUUCGGACAACUAUUGAUGCUCAUGCGCCUUUGAAAGCAGUAAGUCGGAGCGAAGCCAGAUUUCUAGCCAAACCUUGGCUCACCAAAGGGAUUCAUGUUUCUAUUAGAAAGAAGCAUAAAAUGU